Prosopis cineraria is the source of this 1400-nucleotide messenger RNA. Its product is annotated as ubiquinol oxidase 1, mitochondrial-like. The record is from RefSeq and is a predicted model, not a curated record. Gene Ontology annotation, cellular component: mitochondrion. Bases 109 to 1170 code for a protein of 353 amino acids. NCBI's taxonomy places the organism in Eukaryota, Viridiplantae, Streptophyta, Magnoliopsida, Fabales, Fabaceae. Gene Ontology annotation, biological process: alternative respiration. The transcript has 4 exons. Gene Ontology annotation, molecular function: alternative oxidase activity.
GACUGAAACCAAACAGCUAGUAAGUCGUAACUUCUCUCUCUGCUUUCUCUCCAAAUUUUCUCUCUUCACAGAUCCUUCCAUAUCCCACAUCCUUGGAUUCCUUCGCAAAUGAUGAGCCGUGGUGUUAUUACCUGCCGAGUCGCCGUCGCGGCCGGUUCACGUUUCUUCUCCACCACUGGUACAACCGCUCGUGCUCUGGCCAGCAAGGCGGCGCUGAGUAAUGCAGCCAUGGGUUUUAGUGAUCCGGUUGGGGCUAGUAGAGCUAAUCUCGGCUACUGGCUUAGGGUUCCAUUGGUCCGCAGCGGAAGUGUCCGGAAUUCGAGCACUAUAUCAGUGGAACAGAAAGAGAAGCAGUAUGUGUCAGCGGCUGCUUCAAGCGAAAGCAGUGUGGGUGGCGACAAUGACGGGAAGGGGGUGGUGAGCUAUUGGGGUAUUGAACCGGCGAAGAUCACGAAAGCGGACGGUACAGAAUGGAGGUGGAAUUCCUUUAGGCCGUGGGAGACGUACCAAGCGAACGUGUCGAUUGAUCUGAAGAAGCACCAUACGCCGGCGACAUAUUUGGACAAGAUGGCUUAUUGGACUGUAAAGGUUCUCCGAUGGCCCACUGAUAUAUUCUUCCAGAAACGGUAUGGAUGCCGAGCAAUGAUGCUGGAGACAGUGGCGGCUGUACCGGGCAUGGUAGCAGGGAUGAUACUGCACUUAAAGUCGCUGAGACGAUUCGAACACAGUGGGGGCUGGAUCAAGGCGCUGUUAGAAGAAGCAGAGAACGAGCGCAUGCACUUGAUGACAUUCAUGGAGGUGUCAAAGCCCAGGUGGUACGAGCGAGCCCUGGUCAUAGCCGUCCAGGGUGUGUUCCUCAACGCUUACUUCUUGGGUUAUUUUUUGUCCCCUAAAUUCGCACACCGCAUGGUGGGGUACCUUGAAGAGGAGGCCAUUCACUCCUACACUGAGUUCCUCAAGGAAUUGGACAAGGGCACCAUUGAGAAUGUUCCCGCCCCGGCCAUUGCCAUCGACUAUUGGCAGCUUCCUCCUGGCUCCACUUUGAGAGAUGUCGUCGUGGUAGUCAGAGCUGAUGAAGCCCACCACCGUGAUGUCAACCACUUUGCAUCUGACAUACAUUAUCAAGGGCGUCAGCUGAGGGAGGCUGCAGCUCCUAUUGAUUAUCACUAGAACCUCAGAUAUUGGCCGUCGGAGCAGGAGUUGUUCUUUUAAUUGUGAAGUUGUUUUUUGGGCAUAUGAAUAAAUAUUGCUGCCGGUUGCAAUAUGGUUGUAGUCUGAUCGCGUAGACUGGCAACUUUAAUGUAAGAAGUGUGCACCCAUCAUGUUAACAAUCGUUCACAUUUGGGGUUGUGCUGUAAGAAGACUGCGUGAUGAAUCAUACUUUAUAAGUUUUGUCCUAA